This is a messenger RNA of Eriocheir sinensis (Chinese mitten crab), 2914 nucleotides long. It is a transcript of the gene kermit, whose product is annotated as PDZ domain-containing protein GIPC1-like. NCBI's taxonomy places the organism in Eukaryota, Metazoa, Arthropoda, Malacostraca, Decapoda, Varunidae. The record is from RefSeq and is a predicted model, not a curated record. Gene Ontology annotation, molecular function: protein binding. The transcript has 7 exons. The coding region runs from base 174 to 1133 and encodes 319 amino acids.
CUUGACAGGCAGUCCAACACCAAACACGUACGAGUGCGGGUGUUACGCUCCCUGGAUCCACGCGUGACGUUCCCCAUUAUAAAACCCCGACUAAUCACCAUUUUGAGUGCAUUUUGAAGCAUAUGAGUCACCGUGAACCCUCCGGUGCCACGUGACGGCUGCCCGCUGCCAACAUGCCGCUCUUCAAGGCACGGAAGGCGGGAGGCAUGACUGAUGACACCCACACCCACCACCCCGCCAAUGGACACACGGACACCACACCCACCCCGGAGCCCACUGUGACCCGGCCCAAGCUCGUCUUUCACUGCCAGCAAGCCCAGGGGUCGCCCACGGGGAUCAUCUCGGGGUUUACCAACGUGAAGGAGCUGUAUCAGAAGAUCGCGGAGUGUUACGAUAUUCCCACCGAGGAUAUCCUGUUUUGCACGCUCAACACCCAUAAGGUCGACAUGGGCAAGCUACUCGGGGGGCAAAUCGGCCUUGAUGACUUCAUAUUCGCCCACAGGAAAGGUCGGCCCAAGGAAGUGGAGAUCACCAAAACGGAGGACGCGCUGGGGCUCACCAUCACGGACAACGGUGCCGGGUACGCCUUCAUCAAGAGGAUCAAGGAGGGCUCAGUCAUCGAUAGGAUCAAGCACAUAGAGGUAGGCGACCACAUAGAGAAGAUUGACGGCAAGCCACUGGUGGGCCACAGACACUACGAGGUGGCCAAGAUGCUCAAGGAGAUACCCAGAGGAACCACCUUUGUCAUGCGCCUCGUCGAACCCCUCAAGGCCGGCUUUGCAAACAUUGGGCCACGGUCAGACCCCAGGGCGUCGGGCAAGAAGGGUUAUGGCAGCGGCAAGCAGACACUCCGCUUCAAGGCCAACGGGCAGGCGGAAGUGGAGGAUGCGCCGGAUGACCUGAGCACCUACGCGACGGAGAAGAUCAACGCGCUCCUCGAGAACUUCAUGGGCAUCAACGACAAUGAUCUGGCCGUCCAGAUCUGGGAGUUGGGACAGACAAAGCAGAACACGAUGGAGUUUGCCGAGGCCGUUGACGAUUCCGACCUGGAGGCAUUUGGAUUCACCGACGACUUCAUCUUUGAGCUCUGGGGGGCCAUCACCGACGCCAAGGCUGGCAGGCUGAAGAAGUAAGGGUGGCAGCAGCAGCAGCAGAAAAAAGGGUAGACUUCUGGAAAGUUUAUUGAGCCAAGAAGUAAGAGUAGGAGCUGGAAAUGAGUGAGAAGCUUAAGGGAUGUAAAGUGCUCAUGGUAAGGGAAAUGAAGACGUUGAACUAGUGCUGAAAAUAUAAGAACAUGUACUGGAAGAGGAACAGAAGUUGAAGGCUUGAGAAGUUUUAAUUUUAAGGCAGGGAAAUGAUAAUCUAAUGAAGGAGAUUUAGAAAUAACAAAAGGCAGCUUCAGGAAGAGGAGAGAGUAGAUGGCGUGAAGAAAAUUGCAAGAGGAAAGCAGGAUCACUUAGAUUAAGACAGGAGGCAAAGAACUCUGGGAUGAAACUUGAAUAUACUACAUGAAAAGGCUGCUAAAGGUAGGAAGUAGGUGUGAAUGCUAAACAGGAGAGGCAGACUGAAAAUAAGAAGCCAUCUCAAUAAAAAAAUCUUCUUUCUCUGUACAUCCAUUCCCUUUUUAUUUACCAUCUGAAGUAAAUAUAAGGAGAAACAUCCUGACAAAUGUAUAUAUGAAAAGGGGAAAGCCUGCGACCCCAUCCUGCCUCUGUGGGUAACGUUGCCCUUGGUUGUGAUAAUGGCGAACAGGCAGAAGAAUAGUGCCAGAUUUUUUAAGCAUCGUACUAGUAUUUAUUAAUUGUGAUGCGGCUAGUCUGGCUUUUUAGCCCCCUACAAAAAGACAUCAUCAUUCAUCAAGCUACAGGAAUUAAACAAAAAGUGGCUGCUGCAAUUCAAUGAAGAAAAAUGUAAAGUCAGCACCUCGGGAGGGGGACAUCCAGCAUACCAAUACCACAUGGGAAACACUCCACUAUCCACCACAGAGGCAGAGAAAGACCUGGGAGUAUAUGUUACCAGGCUACCAGAUAAAGCUAAAUCCGUGCCAAUCACAGCGGACGGGUUACUGCCAAUUUUUGGAUGGAGUUAGCUGGAAGUGUUGGAUUUUCACAGAGUUAAGUUGGCAUGUUACAAACUCGUUCAUAAAAAAGUGAUAUAAAAGAUUAACAAAACCAACUCACCAUGCCUUGAGAAACUGGUCAAAAAGGACAUAGCAGUCACAAUAUUGUUGAUGAAGACUUAUACGACGCUUUAAAAAUCAGGCAUAAGUCCAGUAGCUUAGCGUAAGGGUAAAUAAGGGCCUGGAAAGUAAGGGUAACUGUUCUAUGGCAUAUACUACAACUCCUAAUCAAGGGUAUGGCUUAGAAAUGCUCUCAUGAGUCAUCAAAGAAAACGAAUUAACUGAAUCACUAACUUAAGGUAGAGUAAGAAGUAUAGACUGCAGGAUGGAUGUCAGGAGGUACAGAGAAGGAUGAGGUAAAGAAAAUUGGAAAAUAAUGAAGGAAAGCAGAUAAUUAACAGCCUUAGCCUUCCUUAUAUUCCUUCAGGCAGCAAUUGUGUUAUUACUCUUUAUUUAAUUUUUCCUUUUUUCAUUGACCAAGUAUACACAUGUAUUUCUUUCCGUGAGGUUUGUAAAUGUCGAAAAUAUAUCGUAUGAGUAAUCACUACAAAAAGAAAAAUCUGCAAGAACUGUCAUUUAGCGGUUCCUUCUAAUUAUACGCAUGUCUUUUUUUUUUUUAAGUAUAGUAUUGUGAUGUUUCCAAAGAGGAUUGCCAGGAAGGGCCGGUGAUGUGUUGAUUUAGCCGAUGUUUAACCUGAAAAUGUGAGAUAAUUGUGAACACAGAUACAAGUUAUUUUGUUUCUGAAAUUGUGAAAAAUUCUGAGAUGUGACAAAAAAAUAGAAAUCUUACAGAAA